Molecule: messenger RNA, 3516 nt
Organism: Topomyia yanbarensis
Lineage: Eukaryota; Metazoa; Arthropoda; Insecta; Diptera; Culicidae
Product: protein phosphatase 1 regulatory subunit 14B
Exons: 7
Coding region: 1061-1432 (123 amino acids)
Biological process (GO): regulation of phosphorylation
Cellular component (GO): cytoplasm
Molecular function (GO): protein serine/threonine phosphatase inhibitor activity
Source: RefSeq, a predicted model, not a curated record
AGCAGCGACCCCGUCACACGGUGGAGCUCAGUUGUGUUUUGGUGCUCGCGAGAAUCGUUUCUAGCUUGUCUUAUAUUUGGCCGUGAUCGUUGUCGGAAUUCAAUUACACUUGUGCGGUGAAUAUUUUGGUGUAAGUGAAAAUUUAUCGGUAGAAAGCGGUGAAAGGCGGAGAGGUGUUUACGGAUAGAAGGAAGAUUUAAAACGUGCAAAGCAAAAUUAUUGAUUGUGUGUAAAUUUGGUGUGUUGCUGUCGGUGCCAUUUGUGCAUGCUGUCACGGAGAAAGGAGAAAAAGAACAUUUAACAAACAAACGCCCUCGGAUCGUGCCCAGAGCCCGGAUCGAAGCCAACCUCCCCCGGCUUGUGCAGAGAAGAAGUUUUGUCGACUUACUUGCGUGGUUGAAGAAAAAAGUGAGUGUAUAUUAAUCUAAAAGUGUCAUCCCCAUCGGAAGCGUUCUGUUAAACAAGAAAGUAAACGGAAAAGUUGUACCACCUACACGUGGCUAGCACAAUUUUCACUUCACGCCGCAGUAAAUUUAGUCGUUGCAAAACGUGCGUGUCUGUGUGUUUGUGUGAUCACGGGUGAUCCCAGCAAUCGGAAUUAUUUAGUUUUGUUCGUGUGAAUUGAAUCAAAUUUGAAAACCGUCAGCUGGGCUAGUCUCUCAGCACAGGAGUGUCAGCAAGUGCUAUUCCGUGUUUCGGACUAACUAGCCAGUCAAGUGUGAAAAUUGGAAAAAGUUUUUAAUUAAACUUUACGAUUCAUUCGGAGCCAUCGUUAUCGACACGUGUGCGUUUUGUGCCGGGUGAUUAUCGAUUUACCGGUGGCAAAGGCACAGCUCGGCUAGCCGAAAGUAAGCAGUACCCAUCGGAAGGUUGAUUUUUGGUGAAGGUACCUACCAAUAUUCAGAUUGAUCCGGACUACCCAUUGAAGCACACCCAGUGUGUGAGUGUGUGAGAAAGAAAGAGAGAGAGAGAGGAAGUGUGGCAACGAGAGGACCCACCACAGUCCUCGAAAAUUUUAAACAGAUUAAGCUCCACCAUUUGGGUGACACAAUAGAGCGCGAUGCAGUGCGGUGUUGAAACCAUGAAUGACUGUGAACGAUCGCCGGGUCGCACCGGCCUAAGGGUCAAUUUUACCGAGAAGGGUGAGGUGAAGGAGCGCCGGGAGAAAUUCCUCACCGCUAAGUACGGUUCGCAUCAGAUGAGUCUCAUCCGGAAGCGGCUGGCGGUGGAAAUGUGGCUGUACGAUGAACUGCAGAAGCUGUUCGAUCCCCCCACGGAAGCGAUAGAUGUAGAUAUCGACGAAAUCCUCGACAUGGACACCGAUGACAUCAGAAGAUCUCACUUAUUUAGCCUACUGUCCGCAUGUAAACGACCUCCCCAAGACAUAUCGAAAUUCAUCAGCGAUUUACUGGACCGGGCAAAGACCCUCUGAGCUGGACUGGUCAUUUCAGUUUAAAUAAUGUAAUUUUAAAUACUUCACAAGUAAGAACACACUUUGCUAAGGAAAUGAAAGUGUUAAUAUAAUCUAUCGAAAGACAGUUAAGAAAAAGGCGUCCGAUCGUCCGAUCACGAGCGUCCUUUAUUUGAUAAGGCAAACUACAUAAGGAAAAAUAAAUUGUACUGCAAAACAAAGGCUCAACACAGCUAAUUAAAAUCGCAAACGAAUUAAACUUUGAAAUUGGGUUUCGAGCAGCCUUGGCCAAUGUAAGGAUAAAUAUCUUGAUAAACUAGUAAGUGAAUGAUUUAAGUAUAAUCUUAGGGUACAGUUUUGCCUCAACACUAAGAUUAACUGCGUGUUUAGUUAUUAUUUUACUUUCGGUUAAGGUAUUAAGAGGGCUGUUUCAGUUCAGAUCACUUGAGUUCUGUAACAUCGAAAAACGUUGUUUUUAGAUCAGGCUGCUAUAGAAAUAAUACUAAAAAAGAUACAAUACAAAACAAAACCAAGAAAGAUUUGAUUUUUCUUCUAAACUUUAAUUGUACGGAACUACAUAGAUUGAGUGAAACAGGCAGAAAAAAAAUAGACAGAUACAAAUUAUGCUGUAAGUAAUUUAAAGAAACGAAAAAGUUCGCUUACUUUGUAAACUACUUUACGUUUAAGUGUUUCUGAAAAUCUUGUUCUAGAAUCAGCAAAGUCCUCUUCUUUUUCUUCCGUAUCUAAUUGGGAUUUUUUGUGUUUCAUAGUUCAACACUGCCAGGAUUCUACCAUGCUUCCACCUGGACGUGUGACUGAGUUUUUGCUCAAACAAACUGCGCAGAUACUUUUCUGAUUGGUUAGAUAUUUUAAUUUGGGUUACUUUCAGUUGAUUUCAUCUAAACGAAUUGGUUAUGUAAAUCGUUUGAUACACGUGUUUCAGUUUAAUAAACGAUGUUCGCUCCGAUAAACAUAUUCAUUCUUGUACGCGAUGAAAGCUUUAGAACCGUAAAUUUGGGACAGUAAUUGGUCAACACGGACAAUUCCAAAGAGUCAGUUGAAUACGAAAGAGCAAACCUAAUGACAAAUACGAAACCGACGAUUGCACUGACAAUGAGGUGAAAAUAAUGAAAAAGUCAAUAACUAAACUAAUUCGCUAUCAUUCAUGUUCAUAUUUAAUUUAAUGGCUUUUGAAGGACUUUGCUUCUUUCAUUCUGAUAUAAAGUAUUGGCUAUGUGUUAACUGCUGCUGCUCGAACAUUUAUUUUAUCAUCAAUCAUCAUCAUGUUAUCAUAUCAUCGAAAAGAUAGAACAAUUACAACAAAUUAUCUUAACAUAAACACAUAUUACUUCUGCUAAAAUAACAGUCUAUAAAAAUGCGAUGUUUGGUAGUGUAUUCACUGUUCGACUACUGAAAUACUAAUACACCCUUACAGAGUGCGAAUGAUUACAAACCUGGUUUAGAAUUGAGCUAGCUCACACCUGUCUAAAUUAAAACUGUCAAUAAAACCCACUAGCAAAGAAGAAUAACUGUCCCUGAAGGUGGUAGAAUAGAUCCCUUUACACAAAUACACAAAAAAAACAAACAAUAGAAGUGUAGUAUUGAAAGUGAACAAUUGAAAGAAAAGUAAUAGCUUUAGCUUUUAUUGAAAGAUAAAUAAUUAAAAUCAGCUCUGUAUAAGAAAAAUCUAUUGAUGAGCCGAACCGAGAAUUCAUUGAUCCGAAAACGAAGCAAGCCAAAGCAAUUGUUGACAUUUUUGACGGCAGUUCAUCAGUCCUGCGGGUAUCGAAUGACCCAAUAAAUGUGACCCCUGCACACAGACACACAUACAGAGAAUCCCACAUCGUACAAUCCCAAUGUCUACUAAGAUUCUUGCUCAGAAAAGCAACAAUAGGAAAAUAGAGACCCAUCAUAGACGACGAAAACAACUCAUUCAUGAAUGGAGUGCGUAUAAUAGAUAGUGUCUCAAUUUGCAGUUUGAUUUUAAUAACCGCAGGGUUCGUGAAAAAAUAUAAAAUACAAAACAGCAUAAAGCGAUGUGGAUUGAUAGAAACAAAAUAAAAAUGCGAAAAAAAACUAUAAAAUUUACAUAAAAAUAUCAAAAA